Molecule: messenger RNA, 7639 nt
Organism: Sebastes umbrosus (honeycomb rockfish)
Lineage: Eukaryota; Metazoa; Chordata; Actinopteri; Perciformes; Sebastidae
Product: polycystic kidney disease protein 1-like 2
Exons: 44
Coding region: 1-7503 (2500 amino acids)
Biological process (GO): detection of mechanical stimulus
Cellular component (GO): membrane
Molecular function (GO): carbohydrate binding; calcium channel activity; calcium ion binding
Source: RefSeq, a predicted model, not a curated record
AUGGCACUCAGCUGUCUGUCUUGCGCUGAAGAUGAGACAACGAUUCCUGUUUCCUGUCUGGACCACCAGAAGGCCUUGGGAGGCUCCUGCUAUGAGUUUGUGGAUCUCCAGCCGUUGAAGCAGUGGCUUGUUACAUCCUCAGGUGCUCUCUCUUGGCUGGAUGGUUCACAUAUCACCUAUUCAAACUGGGUGAGCAGCCCACAGCCAGGAGCAGCUUGUGGACACAUACUGAGAGACUCAGACUUCCAAUGGAAAGCCACAAGAGACUGCAACGAGAAACUGCACUUUAUCUGCCAGUUUGAUUCUGGGAGAUCUAUUGUGUGUGCAGGUCGCGACACAACUCUGCAGUGUGGUUCAGGUCAAUUCUUAAUGAUAGAUGGCGGCUUCUACGGUCGUAAGAACAUCAAUUAUUGUCGACCCGCCCUCUCCCCACCUUCAUCUACUGGACAUCAGUGCGGUUGGGUGGAUAUUGUAGAAUCACUAACAGCUCACUGCAACGGUCGUCAGGUCUGCCAGAUUUCUGAAGUUGUGGACUCCUUUAGUGAACCCUGUCCUCAGCUGGGGAGCUACCUGUCUGUGGACUACCACUGCAAAGAUGGGCUCACACUGUCUGUGAGCACUGUGGCUGCUGUUUUUGAUGACAUCACCAUCAGCGUGAAGUGGCUGAUGGUACAUUUGCCACAGGAAAACCUCAGCUGCAAGCUGAGUACCGGAGAUGGCCAUGUUAUUUCUCUGCAUAGACCAGAGGGGUUGGAGAGCAGCGUGGUGCACAAAUACACUCACCCAAACACAUUUGUUGUGGCAGUUGAAUGCACCAGCGGGGACACACUCAUUACAGCUCACAACAUAAUAACCAUUCAAGAACCCAUCACAGAGUUUGGUGUCAUCAGGUGCUAUGCUGGGAAACUGUCUUUUCAUGCAACCGACUGCAAAGCCCUUUACGGAGAGCCAUUUCAAAUUCAAUUGGAGGUAGAAGCAGGUACAAAUGUGACCUACAGAAUCCAGAGCGAUGAAAUGUUGUUGUCAGGACUAUCUGUGUUCAGAGGAAAUGUUCCCCAGAACGUCACAGUGACUCCAGAAAUGAUGAAGCAGCCUGGGCUUGGCUGCCACCAGCUGACGCUUUAUGCAUCUAACACGGUCACUUUCCCUGAAGUGUCCACAGUCCUGCAGAUGUGUGUGUUGGAGGAAGUAGCCGGGCUUCAGGCCUCUGUGUUGACGGAGAGGAACGAUUGUCCGGACUCUCCAGGUAUUACAGUCGGUGUUUCCCUCGAACGGGGUGUGCCUGUGCUGCUCCUCUUCUCUCUGACUGGAGACAACAGCUCGUACUCUGAGACCAGAGAAAUGACUAUAAGCAAGAGCAUUUUUCAUAUUGGACACCCGAUUCAAGGAUCUGUACAAGUGAAACUCAGAGCGUGGAACGUGUUCUCCUCUUUGGAAGUGGAUAUGGAUAUGUUUGCUUUCUGUGGCAAGGAUUCAGUCGUUAAACUAAAUGGUCAUAAUGACUAUUUGUUGAGACCGAGAAAGAAACAUAUUCGAGUUGCCAGAUCUCCAAAGCUGAAAGUUAUUGCAACACCUUCUGAUUCAAUACCUACCAGAGCUCUAAAUAUCACACUUUCAGUAAAAGAUGCAUCCAAACUAAAUGACCCGAAGAAACUAUACGAGUGGUCGUGCAAGAAUCCAUGUGGAUGCCAAGGGAAGUUCGAGGGACUGACAUACACCAUUGAAGGAGGUUGCCUACCAGGUCCACUUCAAUAUAACAAGUAUUAUUUGAAUGUGAUAAAAAGAAAAGAUAAUAAAGUGGAGAAAACUGGAUCCAUAUGCAUCACCCUUACCCCUAAGAAGAACGCGCCAACUUGGCUAAGACCAAAUGCGGAUGUCGUACCUCUUUACAAAACAUACACUAUAAAGACAUCAUCAUCUGGCAAAAAUUCAAAAGAAGAUAAAGAUGGAGACAGUAAAGAAAAAACAACCACAUCUGGUCCUGCCUCCACAUCCCCUGGCACUAAUAGUGUCACCACUACUACACCUACCACUGCUGGUCCUGCCUCCACAUCCCCUGGCACUAAUAGUGUCACCACUACCACACCUACCACCGCGGGUCCUGCCUCUACAUCCCCUGGCUCUAUUAGUGACAGCACUACCACACCUACCACAUCUGGUCCUGCCUCCACAUCCCCUGGCACUAAUAGUGUCACCACUACUACACCUACCACUGCUGGUCCUGCCUCUACAUCAGCUGGCUCUAUUAGUGACACCACUAUCAGCCCUACGACCGUUGGUCCUGCCUCUACAUCACCUGGCUCUGUUAGCGACACCACUAUCACACCUACCAGCGCUAACACCGGUGAUACAUCUCUACCAGCAACCACUGACAAUUUUGAUAGCCUUAAGUGUAGCAUAUCACCGCAGAGUGGAACAAUCCUUGAUGCUUUCACCAUAACGUGCAAUACUGAAAUACCUUGUUCUAACUGCAAGUAUUGUUUAAAGACUUCUAAAGGUAAGCAUCUGCGUUGCAGUCAUAACACUGAGGUGAAGUCCGUCUUCCUUCCUCUUGGAGACAGCAGUUCCAACUACAACCUGGUUAUCAGAGCAACUGCGAAAAAUAGCAGUUUUGUAGCUAGAACCACUAUAACAGCAAAGGUGUUGGAUUCCACAGCGGCCGGCAGCUCUUCAGUAAAAGAUCUUAAGGCAACAGUGGAGAAUGCUGUGGUUCGGCUAAAGGAACAAGGCCUAUUGUCGGGAGAAACUGUGGGACAAAUCUUCAAUUCUGUGUCCAACAAACUGAACGGUCAAUCUGAUGAAUCGAAAAAAGCCGAUAGGCAAAAGCUUCGUGAGAAGAUGGUGGACCUAAUGAUUGACACAGUAAAAGAAGUUCCCACCAACACGCCAGAAGAAGUUCAGGUGAUAGCCAGAGGACUUGCUGCCAUCGUCCAGAAAGGCACUGAGCUCAGCUCCUCUGCUCAGGAAGAGGCUUCGGUAUUGUUUGCAAACCUCAGCUCAUCUCUCCUCCACAUGGAUGUGAACAAAAGUGAAGAAAACAUCAAUGAAAUACACGCCGCAGCCGACACCAUUGUGGAAGGAGCAAGCAAUAUCCUGCACUAUUCUUCCAAUAAAAACAUCUCUGAGGCCCUUCUCCUUGCUCUGAGCAAUAUACAGAGUGCACUAUUAGCAUUUAAAGAUACUAACGAUGGGCCAACUAUCAUCCAACAAGCUCAUAUUGGUGUGUUUGUUAACAGAGUGAAACCGGGAAGUUUGCACACAGAGGUAAUACGUAUUCCCAACAGUUCCAGCCCCACAUUUUCUCUCCCAACACUUCUCUCCAAUACAUUACCUUCAGAUGAACCAGUGGAUGUACGAAUGCUUAGUGUAGACAAAAACCCAUUUUCAUGGAAUGAGAGAGGGAACAUCAGUGGCCAAAUAAGUGGUCUAUCCCUCACAGGAAAGGAUGGCUCCAGUAUCCCGGUGGAGAAUUUGAGUGAGGAUAUUAAGAUUCUGUUGCCAAGGCCUGUUGGAGAGCAGGUUAACACCUCUGUUUUGGACCUGGGGAACUACAGCACAACGGUCAUAGACAUUCCUUCAGCCGACACCACGCUGGUGUUAAAGAUGGUGCCUACGGAUGAUCCCUUACCCUUCAAACUGUUCCUUGGUUAUAUGGACUACCCCACUGAAACAAAUAAUGUAGCAAUGACAGAGAUGCCUCACCAGGGAAAAACACAAGAAGAGAGAUACACUUGGCUACUUGACCCUAAGGAUUUAAAGGGAAACACUGGAGUGCACUAUCUUGUAGUGAGGCCCAUUGUAGGUCCGGGUAUAAAAUCCAUCAAUGUCAGUUUAUCAAUCACCCCCAUCACUGCUGCAUGUAAAUUUUGGGAUGAAUCAAAAUUGGAGUGGAGGACUUAUGGAUGCAGGGUAGGUGUUAAUACCACACAUUUAGUCACCCAGUGCCUCUGCAACCACCUCACCUUCUUUGGGAGCUCUUUCUUUGUCACUCCCAACCUUGUUGACCCGUCGCGCACCGCUGAGCUGUUUGCAUCUUUUGGUGAGAACCCUGUGGUUGUCUGCUUCGUGGUGUCACUCUUUGGGGCCUAUCUCUUGGUCGUUGUAUGGGCACGACGAAAAGACGUUCAAGACACGGCCAAGGUGAAGGUGACCGUGCUUGAGGACAACGACCCCAUGGACGAGUACCGCUACCUGUUGAGUGUCAGCACUGGGCACCGGAGAGGAGCCUCCACUUCCUCUCAGGUGGCAAUCACUCUGCUGGGUGCAGAAGGAAACAGUGAACCACAUCACCUGACGGAUUCAAAGAAAUGUGUGUUUGAGAGAGGUGCGGUGGAUGUGUUCCUGUUAACUACACCUUUCUCCCUGGGAGACCUGCAGGGCAUCAGACUGUGGCACAACAACUCAGGGAGCCAUCCUGCCUGGUAUGUAGGCAAUGUCAUGGUGCAGGAUUUACAGACAGAGCAAAAAUGGCAUUUUCUGUGCAACUCCUGGCUGGCCAUAGACAUUGGUGAUUGUUCUCUCGAUAAAGUUGUUCCUGUUUCGACAGAGAUGGAUUUGAAGAGGUUCAGUAACUUGUUCUUUAUGAAGACUACAAGGGAUUUCAGUGACGGACACCUCUGGUACUCAGUGAUCAGUCGACCCCCGAGCAGCACCUUCACUUGUGUUCAGAGAGUUUCCUGCUGUUUUACCCUGCUGCUCUGUACCAUGCUGACCAGCAUCAUGUUUUAUGGCAUCCCAACAGAUCCCUCUGAGCAGACCAUGGACCUAGGUCACUUUGAGUUUACCUGGCAACAGUUCAUGGUUGGAGUUCAGAGUUCCCUCAUUAUGUUUCCUAUGAAUAUCCUUAUUGUUAGCAUCUUUAGAAACACUCGUCCUCGGGAGACGUCUUGUUGCAAGCGCAAAACAAAAAAAACAGAACAGAAUUCUCAAUCCCAGACCACCACCACCACCAACAUGAAUGUCAAUGUCACUUUAGACACCGUCAUCAAGGAUAUCACAAGAAUUGCCCAUUCAUUGUCUAAGACUGUGAAAAGCAACUUACCAUGCACAGAGUCUGAGUUUGGGCCUGGACAACAAGUUGAUAUCAAUGCUGUCCUUUCUGUGGUGGAGGACUUCAUCAAACACAACAACAAGACCAGCGACACCGCCCAGCCCAAAACCCAGAGCGUUCAGCCUCAGCUCCCAGAGGGCAGUGCUAAUGUGCAUCCUGGGUCAACAGUGGAGGGGAUUCAAAAGAAGAGCAACAAAGCCCAGUAUCUAUACCGGCAGCUGUGUCACAUUGACAAAGAGCUGAGUCUGCUGGGACCCUCCGGCUUCCCCAGCCCACACAGCUACAGCCGGGCUCUGCAGCAGGUCCAGGGCAUGAAGGGCUUUCUUGAAGAGCAGCUCUUCAUAUCCAGCUGUGUCAACCCAGAUGAACUCACCCAGAAGAAGUUGAGCCCUGCUGACAGCACUGAUGGUGAUGGUAGUCAGAAGAAAAGGGCGUGCUGUCACGGAGGGCUACCCUGGUGGUUUAUUUUUGUCGGCUGGCUGCUAGUGAUCGCAAGCAGUUUUGUGGCGGGAUAUUUUACAAUGCUUUAUGGGUUGAAAUUUGGGAAGGAACGCUCUGUGAGCUGGUUGGUGUCCAUGAUAGUCUCCUUUUUCCAGAGUGUCCUCAUCAUUCAGCCAUUGAAGGUGCUAUGUCUCGCAGUCUUCUUUGCACUUGUAAUAAAGAAAGUUGAUGAGGAAGAUUUUCAAAAUGUGUCGUUUGAAGGAAAUGACAGAAAUCUAGGUGCUUCUAAGGACCAACAAAUGGCCAGACGGGAUAGCAGUCUCUAUGAGCCUCCUCCUCCUGCAGACAUUGAGAAGAUGAGAAGGAAAAAGAUGAUGGAACAAAAAGCCUUUGCCCUCCUCAAGGAGAUUUUGACCUACAUGGGGUUCAUGUGGAUGUUGCUGCUGGUGGCAUACGGCCAGAGAGAUCCCAAUGCUUUUUUCCUGAACCGGCACAUCCGAGGUAGCUUCAGCGGAGGGAUCUCACACAGCAUGAGUCUUGGAGAUGUGUUCACGUGGGCCAAAACAACGCUGCUAAGUAACCUUUUCAGCAAGGAUUAUCCAGGAUUUAUCACAGAUGGAAACUCCAAGCUAGUGGGUAAUGCCCGUCUUCGUCAAUUGAGAGUGCAGAAGAACUCCUGUCAGAUUGCGGGCUCCAUGCUCCAGUUUGUACCAGACUGUCACGCUCAAUAUUCAUGGGAGCUGGAGGACAUGGGCUCCUAUGACCCUGGCUGGAACCACUCCUCUGCGAGGGAUAAUAUCUCUACGAGCACCUACAGCCCGUGGACGUACCAGACACAGGCUCAGCUCAGAGAUUAUCCCGUCUGGGGCCAAAUGGUGCUCUACAGGGGAGGUGGCUUUGCAGUGGAGCUUGGCCCGGAUUCACAAAAUGCCAGCAGCACCCUUGAGUACCUGUUCAGGAACACAUGGCUGGAUACGUACACAAGGGCGAUAUUUGUGGAGUUCACUGUUUAUAAUGCUAACGUGAACCUCUUCUGCAUCGUCACCCUCUUGCUGGAGACCACAGCCAUAGGAGCAUUUCAUCUCCACAGUCAGUUGCAGAGUGUUCGUCUUUACCAAUCGACUGGUGGUCUUCACAUCUUCGUUAUGGCUGCUGAGAUCAUAUACCUGCUUUUCAUCCUCUAUUACAUGUUCCUGCAGGGCAAAUUAAUGAAGCAGCAGCGGUGGGCUUACUUCAGGAACAAGUGGAACCUUCUUGAGCUGACCAUCAUCUUACUGAGCUGGAGUGCCGUGGCUGUCUUCAUCAAGAGGACCCUGCUUGGAAACCGCGAUAUGAGCUACUAUCAAAACCACAAAGACCAAUUUGCCAGUUUUUACGAGACAGCCACAGCAGACUCAGUGCUCCAGUAUCUGAUCGCCUUCCUGGUCCUGCUCGCCACCUUCAAACUGUGGCACCUGCUCAGACUGAACCCCAAGAUGAACAUGAUCACUGCUGCGCUGCAGCGGGCCUGGACCGACAUAUCUGGUUUCCUCGUGGUCAUUGUGAUCAUGUUCGUGGCGUACUCCACUACGUGCAACGUGAUUUAUGGCUGGAAGGUGUCCUCAUAUAAAACUUUGACGGAUGCUCUCCUGACCAUCAUCAGUUUGCAGAUAGGCAUCUUUAACUAUGACGAGGUCUUGGACUCCAACCCCGUGCUGGGUGGAUUACUCUUUGGUUCCUGUGUUGUGUUCAUGACGUUUGUGGUGCUCAAUCUCCUCCUCUCAGUGAUCCUCGUGGCAUUCAACCAGGAGCAAAUAUAUCACAAGCCCUCAGACGAGGAGGAGAUUGUCGACUUGAUGCUGAAGAAAAUCUGCUGUCUUUUUGGGAUCAGAUAUAAAAAUACAAAAGACCCCCCGGGGCCCGAUGUCAACGGGGGCGGUGGCUUGACCCUUAAUAACAGCAGAAAUAUCCUUAACAAUUCCUCAAUUGAUGGAAACAUUUUUCAGACAUCUGACAACUCAGUGAACACCUAGGACAGAGGUCAGAAAAUCUGCGGCUCCGGAGCCACAUGCGGCUCUCUAGCCCCUCUCCAGUGGCUCCCUGUGGAUUUUUUUUCAUUUAUCAUUGUUGAAGGUCUAAUGUACGACGGUACGACGGAGUAUUAGGGCC